CAGAGAUUCGCCACAGUCGAGCUUUGACGAUGACUUCGAUGACGCGUGAGACUCGGAUGCUGCUGCUGCUGCUGGUGGCCCAGCUGCUGUUGGUGUUCGGCCCCCAGGGCGGCCGGGCAGAGGAGCCCAUAUAUCGGCUGUGCGUGCCGAGGAUCUAUCUGAAGGAGUGCCAGCAGCUGCUGGCCGAUCCCUCGGAGGCGGGCAUCCGCAUGGAGUGCGUGUCCGGGCGGGAUCGGGUGGACUGCCUGGAGCAGAUCGAGCAGCGGAAAGCGGAUGUGCUGGCCACGGAGCCGGAGGACAUGUAUAUCGCCUACCACCGCAAGAACGAGGACUAUCGCGUGAUCUCCGAGAUCCGCACGCAGCAGGACAAGGACGCUGAGUUCCGGUACGAGGGCGUCAUCCUGGUGAAGAAGACAUCGCCCAUCACGACCCUCCAGCAGCUGCGCGGCGCCAAGUCCUGCCACACGGGCUUCGGCCGCAAUGUCGGCUACAAGAUCCCCAUCACGAAGCUGAAGAACACCCAUGUGCUGAAGGUGUCCGCCGAUCCGCAGAUCUCCGCCACCGAGCGGGAGCUCAAGUCCCUCUCCGAGUUCUUCUCGCAGUCCUGCCUCGUGGGCAACUACUCCGCCCACCCGGAGACGGACCGCCUACUCAAGAAGAAGUACCCGAACCUGUGCGCCCUGUGCGAGAAGCCAGCCCAGUGCAACUAUCCGGACAAGUUUAGCGGCUACGACGGCGCCAUCCGCUGCCUGGACAAGGGCCAGGGCGAGGUGGCAUUCACCAAGGUGCAGUACAUCAAGAAGUACUUCGGCUUGCCGGGCGCAGCGCCCGACUCGCCGCCCGCUGAGGGCAAUGCCGAGGAGUUCGAGUACCUGUGCGAGGACGGCACCCGCCGAUCUGUCACAGGACCCGCCUGCUCCUGGGCCCAGCGCCCCUGGAGCGGCUACAUCUCCAACGAGCACGCUGUCCACAGCACCGACCAGCUGCACCAGCUGCAGACCCGCCUGGAGCGCUUCUUCGCCAACGGGCUGCACGCGCAGAACAAGGAGGCCGCCGCCCACCUGCUCAUCCAGCCGAAUGCCGUGUACCACAGCAAGCCAGCGGCCAUCGAUCCGAAGGUCUACCUGGAGCGGGCCGGCUACAAGGAUGUGAUCGAGCGGGACGGCAGUGCCAUCCGCAAGAUCCGACUGUGCGUCCAGCAGGAGGCCGAGUUUUCCAAGUGCGAGGCGCUCCACAGGGCAGCCUAUGCGCGCGAUGCCCGCCCCGAGCUGGAGUGUGUCCAGGCAACGGACUGCGUCGACGCGCUGGGCAAGGACCAGGCUGAUCUGGUGAUCCUGCCCGCCUCCGGCUAUGCCGAUGCCCGCCAGCACAAGCUGCAGCCGCUCGUCUACGAGCAGCUCGCCGACGACGAUAUCCUGGUGGCCGUGGCCCCGCCCACCCUGAACCGAGAGGCACUCCAGAAGGCAGCCAUAAACUACGAUGCGGAGAACGAGCGGUCCCGCCUUGCGGCCGCCUUCCUCAACAAGCGACGCGGCCAGGACGGCUGCCGCAUCGCGCCCAGCGCCGCGCAGGACCUGCUCAUCGUUCCCGCCUCGAAGCUGGAGGAGCACAAGGACUGGCAGCUGGUCUGCCCCGGACUGACGCGCAGCCCCGUUACCGACUACCGCUCGUGCAACGUGGAGGUGCAGCUGCCACGCGCCGUCUUCGUGCACUCCGACAGCACCGCCGUGGAGCAGGAGACAGUCAAGCAUCUGUUCGCCCUGAUCUCGGACAAGUUCGGGGCCAGAGGCAAGCUGGUUGACGUCUUCGCCUUGUUCGGCGAGUUCCAGGCGGGCCACAAGAACGUUCUCUUCGAUGACAAUGCCGUCGAACUGGCCACGCAGCUGAAGAACGACAUUCAGGACGAGCAGAUCUACAGUGAGCUGCAGUGCGAGGGCAACAAGAUCAUCAAGCAGUGAUCUCCAUUCAGCUGGAGUGCUGCUCAUCUCCAAUCUCCCCUAAGCAUAAAUAAAAUCCUUUUUUUUUUCUAUUUUGAA
This is a messenger RNA of Drosophila obscura, 2036 nucleotides long. RefSeq names its product transferrin. NCBI's taxonomy places the organism in Eukaryota, Metazoa, Arthropoda, Insecta, Diptera, Drosophilidae. The record is from RefSeq and is a predicted model, not a curated record. Gene Ontology annotation, biological process: iron ion transport. Gene Ontology annotation, cellular component: plasma membrane; recycling endosome; early endosome. The transcript has 5 exons. The coding region runs from base 30 to 1958 and encodes 642 amino acids.